AACAAGGAUGAAGUGACAACAAUCAUAAAUAACAUGUGACUCAAGAAUAUAUUCAAAGAUUUUAAAUGAGCUUGAUAUAUCAAGUCCAUUCCUUGAAAAAUUUGUUGACCAUCCAACAUUUAUUUGCUCGUAAGCAGUUAAACGACCUGAGAACAAACCAGAUGAUUAUCCAGCUUAAGAAAAUGCAAGUUCAAAGGAGCUUCCAUUGGCAGAGAGAAUAUAGAGAAUGUAUGCAAAAAGAGCAUUUCGAACUGGUACUGGUGGCAUGCCCACAGUUUUCAAGCACCUCAGAAUGGCCAAACCAUGAUCUUUUUCCUUUAAUGGAUUUCAUCUCUCUCUCUUGUGUGUGGUUGAUUUCAGAUAUACUUUUACGUCUGAGAAUACUAACAUGUAGAAACUUUUGCAUAAUUCUUCUCCUAAGAGAAAGCGACAGUUUUACACGAUUUAUUUAGAAAUGGUGAAUGCAUUCCCCAAAACAAAAUAAGAUAUCACAUAAUGUCCACCCCAAAUCAGAAAAGAUACAACCCACCUCUCAUCCUAAGCUUUUUUACACUGUCCUACACCCACAUGACACUUCUUAAAAGGAUCUUUCCAAGAGUGUAAAAUGAAUAGGGAUUUCUGUAUACAAUUUUUUCUCAACUUACACUGUUGUUCGGAAAGAAUUGAUCAUUCUCCUUGUGUACUCAUACAGUUUACAGUCACUAACCCAAGCCCAAAAAACAUGUUCAUGUUCUGAGAACCACAAUCCUGCAAGAAAAGCAUCUUCCCGCCCUGGUUCACUCAUGAUCUCUUUUUAGUCACAAUUCAACAUUGCUGCAUAGAUUCAUCCUCUUUACUACACCAUUAAAUGGAAUGUCAUGCUUGACCUGAAGUCAUUUGCCAUGGUCUCAAACUAUAAAACACUUGGUAGGUCGAAAGAAUCCCCCCCAAAGCAAAAGCUAUCAGAUUCUUACUUGCCAAAGGAGCUCACUCCCCUUUAUUUGAGACCAGGGACGACCGUCAUGGCCGGGUGGAUCCCCGAGGAGCCAUUUAAAGGUAUUUAAAGGCAGGCAGACAAAAGGCAAUCCACCUCCUCUCCAUUGGCAUCAUCUCUCACUCCCCUUCAAGAGUAUCCAGAUCUGGAGAAUAACUCUGCCAGAUGAUUUUAUUCACAAUGGUGUCAUGCCCCAUCCCCACUCCCAUUAUCCCUUGUGGAGGCCCAUGGGGUGGAUCCUCUUAAAAUAAUUGCAUCCACAGCUAUCCAUAUAAAUGGAUAGAUUAUAAUUUGAUUAUAACCAGAUUCUUGGACCAUUACUAGGCUCCUCCUAUAUAAAUGGAUCAUCACCCUGCCACUGCCAAGGCCCAACUGAGCUCCCCAGCUAGUUCAACAACACUCGCUCUCUUGUUGCAACCGUGGUGGUAGUUAGUCCAUUCUGGUUGACCAUGUCGAGGGACCCACUUGUCGUCGGCAACGUCGUAGGUGACGUGCUGGACCCAUUUGUCAGGUCGGCAACGAUGAGGGUGUCCUAUGGCAACAAGGAGCUGACCAAUGGGUGUGAGCUCAAACCGUCAAUGGUUGCGGUUGAGCCAAGAGUCGAGAUCAAAGGACGCAAUUCAAGGAUCCUUUACACUCUUGUGAUGGUGGACCCUGAUGCACCAAGCCCUAGCAAUCCAACAAAAAGAGAGUACCUGCACUGGUUGGUGACAGAUAUCCCAGAAACAUCAAAUGCAAGCUAUGGCAACGAGAUUGUCUCCUAUGAGAGCCCACGGCCAACUGCUGGGAUCCAUCGCUUCGUGUUCAUUCUGUUCCGGCAAUCUGUCUGCCAAACCAUGUAUGCACCUGGAUGGAGACAGAACUUCAACACGCGGGAUUUUGCAGCAGCUUUUAACCUUGGGGAUCCUGUAGCUGCAAUGUUCUUCAACUGCCAGAGGGAGAAUGGAUGUGGUGGAAGAAGGUACCAAGCCGUCAGCGGAUGGAUGUGAUGGUCUUCUUUAAACUGCAACGGUUAUGGAGUUACUCAAUUCUGAUUAAGAGAGACCUAUGCUGCACCAUGCAAAAAGUUGAAAUUAGUGAUGACAUAUUAUCCUACGCAUGAUAAGAUGUGUAAUGUGAAGCUUUCCUACCUACUUCGUGUGUACAUCAUAAACUUUGUGUGUGCAAAUUGAUGGUGAAGUCCCAUGAUUAUUUUAAGCACAAUAUUAUUUCUCGUAGACAAAAAUCAUUCCAUCUAUUUUUUAAGUCCAAUCAUUUAUCAAAAAAACAUAGCAUUAGCAUCUGAAAUUGCAUGAGAACCAGAAUUGUUGUUCUGAAAGUCAUUUAUCAAUAGAGUUCCACUGCAACAGUCUCAUCUUAACUAUGCAAACUUUCUGUACAUUUCUCUUCAUGAUCCAACGCUCAUAUGCAUCAAGAAUGGCUAGCCUAACAACUCCCUUAUAAAAAAUUUGCACCAAGUAAUUACAUAAAAUUCUUGAGCUCCACUUUACUUUAGCCAUUCAUUGCUUCUUCUGGAUGCUUGCAUUGCACUAUCCCACUUAUAAAACUAGUCCAUGGGACUAUGCCUCUCAGAAAACUCAUAAAAACUCUUGCACCUCAAGCACAUGCCCAGAAUGCUAACCAAUGUCCCACAGAUGUCAAGGAUGCUAACCAGAGUCACAUCGUCCUGCUCCACGUCCUUCAAAGCUAUCAAUUCCAGUGGCAUACCAAAUAACCCACCUUUCAUAUACCCCGAGACCAACCGACCCAGGAGACCACGUCUCUGAUGAGCAUUUCAUCAAACAGAAGCCCUGCUUCGAUGUAUUCCCCACGGACCAUACGCACAUGAACAAGCAUUCUACAUAAAGAGAACAAAACCGGGAAGGCGUAUCUGUCAGGAAAAGCACCAUCAAAAUCAACCACCAUAAGCUUAUGCACGACUAAGACCAAAUUGGAACGCGUGCUCUGUGCAUCGAAGAGGUGAUGGUGUUGAUCACUUUGGACGCGGUGGAUCUGCUUAACGGCUUGAAAGGCGAUGGGAGAAGCAACAGAGACAAGCAGAAGCACGGCGGCCUCGGCAGCAAGGAAGGAAUAGCUGGUGACGCCGGAGACGAGGAGAGUGGAUGUGGUCCAAGGAUCGGGUGCACUCGGGUCAGCGGUUAGCGGGCGGAGGAGGCCGAGGACGGUGAUGUCAAGAGGGUGGGCAGAGGCAACGGUCGA
Musa acuminata subsp. malaccensis (wild Malaysian banana) is the source of this 3172-nucleotide messenger RNA. Its product is annotated as protein VERNALIZATION 3. NCBI's taxonomy places the organism in Eukaryota, Viridiplantae, Streptophyta, Magnoliopsida, Zingiberales, Musaceae. The record is from RefSeq and is a predicted model, not a curated record.